AUGGCAUCCCAACAGCCCCAAGGGGCCAUUGUCCCAAAGAUUCAACUUCAUUCGCCCGCUGUGGACUUUAUCGAGAACCACUUGGCAAAAAAUGAUGAGGCUUUCAAUUACCCAUACGCCAAAUUUGAUCCAAAACGUGAUAGGUUCAUUGACGACACAUUGCCUCUCACCCAUGUGAUACAACCACCCCGACCGCAAACACCACAGGUGGAGUCGAUGAGAUUUUGGACCGACAUCUUGCCAAGCGCAAUGAGCCGACUUUCAGAGAUACCAGAACCAGAAGGACGCAGUAAGUCUGGCUACAGUAUCAGAAACCUCUUGGAUUGGAUCCAUGUAAAAGAAAAGCUAGAGCUGGCAAGGGAAUGUUACGAAUUUGAAAGCAAAGGAAAUGAUGCUAGCCCUGGCAUUAGGAAUAGAGCAAGAAAAGUGGUUAGAAAGAUGGUCGAUCGGAGUGUAGUCCCUCUGCAACAAGCGGCACAAUUUGUUCCAGACGUCGAUAUUGCCUCUCCGAUCGUGGGGGCCGUGAAGGUGCUUCUUGCUGCCUAUCGAAAUGCAGCAGAAGUCCGUGGGGAAAUCAGCACUGGAUUUGACGAUAUGGGCGACGGAUUUGCUACUAUCGACUUUUAUGUGACAGUGUUCCCCAAUGACCAAAACAUCAUUAAAGCAGCAGAAAAGGUUGUACUCGCUGUGUUAAAAGCAGUUGAGCAAGCUAUAGGGUUCUUUACCAGUCAUCAGAUUACACGUGCUGGAUCUGCGGUCCUUAAAGGUACAGAAUAUCAAAGGGAACUCAGGGAUAGGCUUUGCGAAGUCAAAAAUUGCAUCAACGAACUAGAUAUACAAGGAGAAAGAUCGCACAAGUAUCAGAAUGAUCUCGCUAACCAACAGAACCAAGAAGAACAUAAGAUAACACAAAAUUUUCUCCGCCUCGAUGUUCGCAACCAGUUUUAUUUUUUCUUGAAAAUCUCCGAGCAGCUCCAUGAUAUCAAGCGACAAAAUGAGGUUAUAAUCUCAUUCCAGUCGCGCAGCUGCAGCCCCCAGCCAGUGCUACCUCAAAUUGAAACUCUAGAUGAAGUAUGGGAAGCGCUUCAAAUACCAGAUAUUGACCAUAUUGACCUUAACUAUAUCACGAAGAAAGCUGGAAGUUUACCUUUUGAGGACAGGGGCCGGGCUGAGCAGGUGGUGGAUACUAGACAGUUCAAGCAGUGGAUGCUUUCCGAUAAACACUGGAUAUACUCAGGCAACCAAUGGGUUCGUCUCAGUCAGAACAAUGAUGUCUCAGGACGAACAAUGAAGCUCCUAGUACACGGAGACUACGAUUCAAACGAUAACAUCUCUCCGUUCUCCGUCCUCUGCGCAUCUCUCAUGGGAAUCCUACGCAGCCAGAAAAACUUCAUCAGUCUAGUAUUCUUCUGCGGGCGUCAUCUUGAUGGUGACGAAAGCCCAGGAUCUUUGGCUAUGAUCCGUAGUCUAGUUGGCCAGCUCUUACAGCAAAGCCCUUCCUACCCAAGUGGGUUAGCACAGCAUGUUUCUAUGCAGGAUGUAAGAGGAGGAGACGUUCAGGAGCUGUGCAAACUAUUUGGCUGCCUUAUCAGACAACUACCUUCGACGGUCACAGUUUUCUGUGUGAUAGACGGUAUAGGGUUCUAUGAGAGAGAACAGUACAAGGACGAUAUGGAGGAGAUAUUAGUCUUUAUACUGAGCCUAGCUGAAGACGAAGAGCAGGGCGUCGAUACGGCAAUCAAGUUGUUCUUGACAAGCCCGCAGCCUACUCGAUAUGUGCGGGCCGUUUUUCAAGAAGGGGUAUCUUUAUUAAACAUGGCGGCCGUUCCAGAUGUUGCGCAGGGCCCCAGCUCGGUGCGUUUCAACAGACAGAUCAGCAAUGUAAUAUGA
This is a messenger RNA of Daldinia childiae, 1890 nucleotides long. RefSeq lists its product as uncharacterized. The coding region runs from base 1 to 1890 and encodes 629 amino acids. Lineage: Eukaryota; Fungi; Ascomycota; Sordariomycetes; Xylariales; Hypoxylaceae. The transcript has 4 exons. The record is from RefSeq and is a predicted model, not a curated record.